Molecule: messenger RNA, 1616 nt
Organism: Eriocheir sinensis (Chinese mitten crab)
Lineage: Eukaryota; Metazoa; Arthropoda; Malacostraca; Decapoda; Varunidae
Product: larval cuticle protein A2B-like
Exons: 4
Coding region: 89-484 (131 amino acids)
Cellular component (GO): chitin-based extracellular matrix
Molecular function (GO): structural constituent of chitin-based larval cuticle
Source: RefSeq, a predicted model, not a curated record
CGCGAUGUGAAGGGCCCUGACACCAGUUACCGUCGAUCCCCCGCACAGGCCGCUAGUCAGUCACCCGUCCGAGGAACUCUUAAGCAACAUGAAGGUGUUCGUGCUGGCAUGUCUGGUGGGCGUUGCUGUGUGCGCCCCGCGCCCGCAGUCGUACGAUCCCGAACCACGCCCGCAGACGUACGCCUCCGAAUCGCUGGAGGAGGCCCUCUUCAGCCCGGAGCCGUACCAGUUCAGUCUCGCGGUGGCCGACGAUGAAUUCACCAACUACCAGAACCGCCACGAGAGCCAGGACGAGAACGGUCUUGUGCAGGGCGAGUACUCCUGGGUGGGGCCUGACAGCAUCCGCUACAUUACCCGCUACACAGCCGACCCCAUCAACGGCUUCCAGGUAAACACCGUCGAGGAGCAGACCGACAUCAAGAUCCGCUUCCCCGAGCCCGUGCCCGUCGAGGAGCAGGCCGGCUACAGGACAGGCUACGAAUAGGCGCCUCACCCCGCCCGCCCCUCAGCCCUCACCUCACCCCGUUCACCGUCUCACCAAAGCUCCUCCAUUACUCCUAGCUUCUACUCUCUCCUCUGAAGUUUGAUCUCCGGCCCUUGUCUCUCGUUCUGAUCACCUGUUUUCACCUGAUGUGCGAGUUUGGUUCCCAUGUAUCCAUCACUCACUCCUGUCACUUAUUCUCCAUUCCCUUCGAUUCCGCUCCCUUUGUCUCCCCAUGAGGUGUGUGUAUGGCGUCCCUCCGUUUGGUUCCUAUGCAUUCAUCCCCCUCUUCUGUCCCUCAUUCUCCAUUCCCUUCGAUUCCGCUCCCUUUGUCUCCCCAUGAGGUGUGUGUAUGGCGUCCCUCCGUUUGGUUCCUAUGCAUUCAUCCCCCUCUUCUGUCCCUCAUUCUCCAUUCCCUUCGAUUCCACUCUCCUUUGUUUCCUCUUUACUUCAGCGUGCCAUAGCCCUGCCUACGAGACCCCUGUCCUCUUGUUUCUCCUCCUCCUUCUCCUCUUCCGCCUCAGCAUCACCCAACGUCCCGGUAUUCUUAGUAUCGUAGUCUCCGUGGGUCAGUUCGAGGGAUGGAAGUCGCGACCCGCCCUGAGCUGCCCCGCGGUGUAUAUAGGAUGUAAAUAAUUCAUGACGUCAUGGAUAUCUGCAUGAAACAAGACAAAGCCAUUUACGAACUCUUUAUUUGCAUGACUGUCUGUAGCCUGGGGGUAAAUAAUAGUAAUCCUACGUUAGUAAUUAUAUAUUGUAACGACUGGCUGAAGGAGGGUAAUGAUAACAGUAGUUUUCCUUAAUAAUUAAUAUCGUAAUAAUCCUCUUGAAGUUUACUAUUAUUAUUAUAGUUUGUUUGUAUGCGCAUCUAAGUCAUCUAUUGUUAGUAUUUUUUUCUUUUUUUUUCUAUCUCUCUUCUUUUGUUUAAUUUUGUUUCUCUGUCUUGUGUUUUUGGUUGUUUUAUUAUCUUCUGUUUCCUGUUUUCUUGUUUUUUUAUUCCGUUUUCUUUUUCUUCUUCGGUUCAUCAACGUUACUCUUGUUAUUUCGACGCUUGGCAUUUGUUUGAUCAAGAUUAUUAUUAUUAUUUUCUUAAUCUUGGUUUCCUGGCAUUUACCUGGAGCCCCCUUUUACAACC